UGGGACACGAUCAUUGUCCCAAAGCAAUAGACAGUCAAUUUAGCAUGAAGUAAUGGAAUCCUCUUUCUUUGUACUGUCCGCGUUCCUGAUUGGCCAGCAAGUGUGGGAAACCUGUCAAACUGAGACCCACACGGGUUUACAGUGUGAGGGGUGUAUAAAUACGGAAGCUCCCCACUUCUAACAUCCGCAACUAUCUUUACUAAGAACAAACACCAACUGACCAACAGCAAUGGCUCCUGUCAAUAUGUGCAACAUUGUGAGGACCACGAAAGAUAAAAUCAAACUGAGAAAACCAGUGGUCGAGAAGAUGCGCAGAGACCGCAUCAACAGCAGCAUCGAACAGCUCAAGUCACUCCUCAAAACCGAACUUCAAGCACACCAACCCAACUCUAAACUGGAGAAGGCUGACAUUCUCGAGACAGCUGUGUUUUACCUGAAAGACAACAGCACGCGCCCUGCAUCUUCAUUCAACGUAGCGUCACCUGUCCAGAGCUACGCGGAGGGAUUCACCCGCUGCCUGGAGGAGACGCUGCGUUUCCUCUCAGCGCACAACCAGCCGACUGACUCGCAACAUAAGCUUGUCGAUCACUUCCAUCGGGUACAGAAACUUGGUGAGAGAGUCGCGCUGAGUCCAAACCGCGCGACGGUCCCUCACAACAACAGAACUCCGAAAUGUGUCACCGCAGGUGGAAGAGGGCCUUUGUGGAGACCCUGGUGAUGCGCUUAGCCUAUUUUGAGACGUUAAAUAAUGAGACUUUCGAUGUCAAAACCAGAUAAUAUGUUGGUCUAGCUGCACGACCAAGUAUGAUCUCUUGUAGGAAAUAAUUAUUCCCUUUACAAUUUAUCUUUUGUUCGUAAAAGUUGAAAUUAUUGUUAUUAUUCUGUUUAGAAUGUAAAUUCCAUAUCCUGUAUUGUGCUAUUGCGCAUAUAUUUGUAACUUCACAAUUGUGAAGUAAACUAUUUUUUACAUAUUGUAAAAUAUAUUCAAGUAAUAUCUUGGUGUAUUUCUGGGAAAAGAACUCCAUAUGUUGCUGAAUUGUAAUGUGUCCUGAAACGAGCUGUGAUUGGAACAUUGAUUAUCACAUUGAUAUGGAAAUAUUCCCAAUAAAUAAAAGGAAAUUACAAUUUA
Messenger RNA from Oncorhynchus kisutch (coho salmon), 1129 nucleotides. RefSeq names its product transcription factor HES-5-like. Gene Ontology annotation, biological process: regulation of DNA-templated transcription. Bases 230 to 718 code for a protein of 162 amino acids. Gene Ontology annotation, molecular function: DNA binding; protein dimerization activity. Lineage: Eukaryota; Metazoa; Chordata; Actinopteri; Salmoniformes; Salmonidae. The record is from RefSeq and is a predicted model, not a curated record. The transcript is spliced from 2 exons.